Molecule: messenger RNA, 1584 nt
Organism: Clonostachys rhizophaga
Lineage: Eukaryota; Fungi; Ascomycota; Sordariomycetes; Hypocreales; Bionectriaceae
Source: the annotation of a GenBank genome assembly
AUGGGCUACAUUAUCACCGAUCCUACUGUUCUCACGGCUACGGUGGCCGUGGUAUCAUUGGCCUAUUUCCUGCUGCGAGGUGGCCAUGAUCCUCGUGAGCCCCCUUUAGCUCCGAAAUCAAUUCCCAUCAUCGGACAUGUAGUCGGACUCUCACGCAGAGGCUUCAAUUACUAUGUUGACCUCAGCGAGCGAACGGACGCGCCCAUCUUCACCAUGUCCCUCCCGGGGCAGAAGAUGUAUGUGGUGACGAAGCCAGAGCUCGUACAAGUUAUCCAAAAACAACACAAGACAUUGGCCUUCCCUCCAAUUGAGGCAAAGUUUGCCGCCACAGUGUGCGGCGCUAGCUCCGACGCUCGGGCUAUACUGGCCAAGAAUGUGAACGGGGAUGAGGGCGACUUCGGUCUUUCCAUGGAUUCUUAUGCCGCAAUGCGUGCUGCGCUCAAGCCUGGUCCAGAACUCGACGAUAUGAAUAGGUCAAUGCUUCUCGAAAUCGUCAAUGCGCUUGAUGAACUUGAACCAGCAAAGGGCAAGUCUCGAAAACUGGAGAUGUACAGUUGGUUGAGAGGGGCCAUCACCUUGGCCACAACUCGGUCUGUAUACGGGCCGCUGAAUCCUUACAAUGAUAAAGCCAUUACGGAUGCUUUCUGGGAGUUUGAGAGCGGCCUCAUGUCGAUCCUGGUAGGGGUUCUUCCAUCCAUCACCGCUCGAAAGGCAAUUGCAGCGCGAACCAAAGUUUCCAAAGCAUUUGAAGAAUAUUACAACAAGGGAGGCGUAGAAAUGGGGUCUGCGUAUGCCAAGAAUCGUUACCAAUCCGAGGCUGACAAUGGUCUUUCCUUGGAAGAUAUUGCUCGGUUCGAAGUCGGAGGCUCAAUCGCGGUGCUGGUGAACACUACACCGGCAGCUUUCUGGACCAUUAUCCUCCUGUACUCACAGCCAGAUCUCCUCAUUGACGUCCGAAAAGAAGUUGACGCAUGCACUGAGACCACAACAGAUGAGAUGGGCUCCAUCACUAAAGCACUUAACAUAACUACGCUCAAAGAAGCCUGUCCGCUUCUUCUUUCAGCCUAUCAGGAGGUUCUCAGGUAUUGCUCAAUGGGCACAUCAGUGCGCGAAGUCAUGGAAGAUACAUACCUGGGAUCUUUCCUUUUGAAGAAAGGUGCCAUGGUACAAAUGCCCAGCCGUGUUAUUCACCAGGACGCCAGCCUAUGGGGUGCCAGUGUCAAGGAUUUCAAUCCUCGCAGAUUUCUGCGUGAAGAGAAGAAGAACCGGCCUGGCGAUGUGUGCUUCCGCGCUUUCGGAGGGGGCAAAACAUUAUGUCCUGGGCGACAUUUUGCGACCAAUGAAAUUCUCGCCGUUGUUGCCGUCUUUAUCUCAAGACUGGAUAUUACGCCUGCUAAUGGGAGCUGGAAUCUCCCAACUACGGACAACACGAAUAUUGCGGCAACCGUGAUGGAACCGGACAAUGAUAUUGAGAUCCAGGUUAAAGCACGCCAAGGGUACGAAGGUGUCAAGUGGGUUGUUAGCCUCCAUCAUUCGGAGAAGAUAUUCGCUCUGGUUACGGAGGAUAAUAUGGAAGAAGAAUGA